AUGGAUUCCAAUGCUUCAAGCUUUCUUCUAAACGACUCCAUUCUUCACUCAGUUUAUAAUUAUCAAAGCAAUGAAGAAAAUGGUAUUAUUGAUCUUGGUCUGAGUCUGGGAACUUUCCAACCUCAACCUUACCAUCCAUCUACACAUUUGGUAAGCUUCGAAGGCAGAUAUAGUGACCUGAUAAAUUGGCCCGGCCAGCCAAAUUCGUCACACCAAAAAAGCUCGAACGCUGGAUAUUCCGAGGAGUGUCAGGACGAAGCAGAAGGGGUUGAAAGCAAGGAGAGGUGGGUUUAUGUUAAGGUAAACAUGGAUGGAGUUAUGGUUGGUAGAAAAGUUUGCAUGGCUGAUCAUGGCGGCUACUUAGGCCUUGCACGACAACUCGAAGAAAUGUUCGGGAGACAUUCACUCUCGGGAUUAAGGUUAUUCGGAGUGGAGUCGGAGUAUUGGUUAUUAUACAAAGACGACAUAGGGGAAAAUUGGAGGAAUGUUGGGGAUGUCCCCUGGAAGGAGUUCGUGGAACGGGUGAGACGGCUGCGUAUUUGCCGAAAGAAGGAUGAUGUUCAUCGUCCAUCAUUCUGAGUACGUAGCUGUUGUGCUUCGUUUUCAUAGUGCUUACAAGAUGUUUAGCUUACUCAACAACUCCAAACCUUUUUAUUUCUCUUAUCCAACUUUGAAUUUCUAUGUAUUUUGUAAUUAAUUUUAAUUAUUUCUACUAUUAAAUAAUAAUUUCCAUCUUAUCAACCUAAA
Messenger RNA from Gossypium raimondii (Peruvian cotton), 747 nucleotides. Its product is annotated as auxin-responsive protein IAA32. Gene Ontology annotation, molecular function: protein binding. Gene Ontology annotation, cellular component: nucleus. The record is from RefSeq and is a predicted model, not a curated record. The coding region runs from base 1 to 579 and encodes 192 amino acids. The transcript has 4 exons. NCBI's taxonomy places the organism in Eukaryota, Viridiplantae, Streptophyta, Magnoliopsida, Malvales, Malvaceae. Gene Ontology annotation, biological process: regulation of DNA-templated transcription.